CAUUUUGAGAAGAAUCGGAGAUUCUUUCGCGCCUGAAACAUUGUCAUAAUUUGCCACAAAUUGAGACAUAAAUUCAUAUCGAGUACGGUCAUUGUGAUGAUCAUAUAUUAAAGAAAGAAUAAGUUGCAUUUAUAUACCAAUUUUCCAGUCAUGUUCUGGAAGUUUACGUUGCUGACGUCGCACAUAGAGACGCUCCUUGAAAAAGAGGAUGUCACCCUACAGGAGCUUAUGGACGAAGACGAUGUUCUUCAAGAAUGUAAAGCUCAAAACAGGAAGCUCCUAGAUAUGCUAGUCCGUCCUGAUAUCAUGGAAGAACUGGUGAACUUUAUAACGCAGGAGCCUGUUGAAGACACUGAUGAAAAAGUUAGAUACAAAUAUCCUAACACUGCUUGUGAGUUACUCACAUCUGAUGUAUCUGUCAUCAAUGACAAAUUGGCUGGGGAAGAAGCCUUGCUGAACAAAAUCUACAGUUUCCUUGAAAGUGAAGGACCUCUUAACCCACUUUUGGCAAGCUUCUUUAGCAAAGUUAUGGGGCUGCUCAUUGCAAGGAAAAGUGAAAGUAUGGUAGAAUUUCUCCAAGGCAAGGACGACUUUGUUGGGGCUCUGCUGAGUCAUCUCGGGACAUCUGCCAUAAUGGAUCUGCUUCUACGUCUCAUAACAUGUAUAGAGUGUCCAGAAGUUAGACUUAAUGUGAUAACAUGGUUAAAUGAGCAAAAGUUGGUGCAGAGACUGAUUGGCCUCUUGGAUAGUACUGUUCAAGAAGAGAAACAUUGUAAUGCAUCUCAGGCAAUCUGUGACAUGAUCAAACUUAGUCGUGAAAGAAAUGUUCAGAUGCAAGAUGAGGCUGAGCCAGACCCACUUCUGGAAACGUUGGAAUCACCGGACACGAUAUCCGACAUGCUUACGCACAUGUUUGACCACAAGAUGAAUGAGUCUGUACUAGUCAAUGGUCUCGCAAUCUUACAGACUCUGUUGGAGUUCAAGAGACCCGUUGCAUUGUUUGCAAGUUUUGAAGGAAAUCAAGAGACAAUGACACAACUUGAUGAAGAGAGACUACAGCAGGGUAUACACAAUACGCUGCAAGCUCUGAUCCCUAGGUUAAAAGACAUUCACAAUUUGCUGGUAGAACCACCUAAGCAAUAUUACAACACAAUGCCUACAACACUUGGAUCGUUAGACCCACCACUGGGAAACACUCGGUUACAAGUGUCUCGUCUAAUAGCCACAGUAGUAGCAACAAAUACAUCUAGUGUUGAUCUAGAAUUAGUCAACUUGGGGACCAUUAAGGUUUUAUUAAAUUUAUUUUAUGACUAUAGCUGGAAUAAUUUUUUACAUACACAAGUGGUGCACUUAAUAACGUCUAUAUUAAACAAUGCGGCGGUUACAAUUGAUGGUGAAGAGAAGCAUCCUCUUUUGCAAGAGGUUGUCUGUGAAUGCCGAUUAUUAGAGAAGCUUUUAGAUAGCUGGGAGGACAAUGAACAAAUUCAGGCAAGACCUGGUGGGCAUCGAAGAGGAUUCAUGGGGCAUCUAACAAAAAUGGCCAAUGAAUUUGUGCAGGUCACAGAACGGGGGAAUAAUGUGGAACGAAUUAAGGAAUUGUUAAAAGAAGUUCCAGAUGAUGUUCAAGAAAAGUGGGAUUCUUUUGUCUCAGGAACACUAGCAGACUGCAACAAGAAAAACACUGUUGAUCUAGAGCUCCCAUGUGGACCUGACCUUCUGGCCAGAGUGGGUGCUCAUCCGUUGCCCUCGAGUAGCGAGGAUGAUGAUGCUGAUUUUAGUAACAUUCCAUUUCCCCAGGAUACAGCCAUGCAACAGGCCUUCUCUGAUUACCAGCUCCAACAAAUGACCAGCAAUUUCAUUGACCAGUUCGGAUUCAACGAAGAAGAAUUCGCUGAGCAGAAUGAGCAUGUGGAUUCCCAAUUCAAUGAUAAGAUCUCCAGUAUUGACUUCAGUAUUAGUACCAACGAGGAGCCUCCAAAUGCUGCCAUGUUUGAACAAGUGUGUAAUCAAAGGAUACAGCGCUUCGAUGAUGCUGAGCGAGACAGUGACGAGGAUGUCUGGGAAGAAAAAGAAAUCACUUAUUCUCCAGGGAUGGAUUCGGAAAAACAGAGUGUGCCUCAGCGGAGAGCUCGGGCCGGUGCAAGUAGCGAUGAGGACAGCUCGGACGAAGAAGAUUUAGAUUCACCAGCCGUUAUACGAAGUCAACCUCCUAGUGCUAGUUCAACGGAAAAAAUGGAUGUUGAUUCAACUCAAGACUGGCCAGCCAAUUUCCAUGAUGAACCGAUGGAGCCAGCACCAGUUGCCAUGGAUACAGUCCCCUCUGCCUGGGAGAAUCCAGCACCUUCAAUACCUCAAGAAACAGGCUGGGCCAGUUUUGGUGAUGCAAAGUCCGAGGGAGCUGCUGGAAAAGAUGAAGAAUGGGCCGAUUUUACUAGUUUCUCUUCGAUGGAAGCCACAACAUCAAACAGUGAUCAACCAAGAAGUAGUUCCCCUGAUAGGAUGGACAUAGCUGAAAGUACAUCAAGUCGAACAGCAGCCUAUGUGGUGCCAAAUGAUGCUGAAAGUAAAGAAGUUGCCAGCAGUUCGGAUUCAACCUCCAGCAAUCCAUCCUCCUCAUCAGAUGCCAAAGAAGCUGUGGCGCCUAAGUCUCCGGCCACAACGGAUGUGAUGGCAGUUGAACCAGAUUCAACAUCAUCGGAUCCUCUACCUGACAAUGGCACGGCUCAAUCUUGUGAUAAUCAUUCUUCAUCACAAGACAAUACUAAUUCAGAUGAUGUGACUAACCUGACAGAGUUUAACGCUGAACUGCCUCCAGACCAUGAUGAGGAAGAUGACGAUCUCAGUGAUAAUUUUAAUUUUCUCGCUGCCAGGGGUCUUAUGAAAACAGUAAAGCCAAACAAAGUAGAGACAGAAGUCCAUGGGAAUGGACCAACUGAGCCUGAUUCUUCCAUAGAUACUUCACCUAAAAAGUUAGAAACAAAGGAGUCGUGUAGUAGUCCUGCAGACAGUGCAACGAGUCCGCCUGUAACACUCAACGGACCUGUUUGAUGAUAACCAUAGUCGUUAGUGUAUAUGAUGAGAAACAGUUUUGACACAUAUACACAUGGCAUGGGUUGACCUGAGACCAGGCAAAUGUGUCUUUGGUGAUUUUGGACAAUGUGAUAAUGGCCAGGGUUGUCCAUGGACGAUGCAACUUUGUCGUCGGGCAAUGCUGCCAAUGAUGGGUCACCACCUUCGACAAUUUUGGAUUACAGUUAUAUCUCAGUGUGUUGCAUUGCCACUGUAAUUAUACAGACUCUCAUUGAUCCACUCUCUAUUUGAAUAUCCUUGUCAAUUCUGCAGGUGUUUGGUUGAUAUCAAUUAGGCAUUGAGAACUAUCCUCAAAAUUCUAGUCCUCGGUGUUUGGGCUAGAAGUGGGUGUUUUUUUUAAAUGACGACUGCUCAAAUUUUGGAGAUAGUUCUAUAGAUCCUGUAAACCCAUUCAUUUUAUGAGCCACUCCUUUUUGCAACUAUAGGAAUGUGAAGUACAACAUUUGAAGAUUGUUAGUGAUCUUCUGUCCGACUCGAAUUGUGUAGUAAAAUGGAAAUACAGUGUACACUUUUUGCUCUCAGAUGAAUGGGUUUCACGGUCACUGUGACAUUGUGAGUUGAGGUAUUAUAUACUCCGAGCCAUUUUAAGACCCUGCUGAAACCAUGUUUCAUAACAUUGUGCAUUUAAUGACAUCAGAGGCCUUCAUUGAAAGUGUACUGUACCGUUGAUUUGCGCCAAUUUGUUUGGAAUACACUAAGAUAAGAUCCACGAGUCCUUUUACACUGGGGUUAAAUCCAGCUGUAUUUGUGUGCUCCAAAGAGAAUGCUCCAAUUUAAAAGUUCACCUUCUUGUACAACCUGGUGCUCAAGCUAUCCAAACAGAACUUUUGAUUUGAGUAAAGCAAAAUAAGUUAUGAAAAAAACACAAAAAGCUCACCUCAAGUCAAAUAUUUAAUGUUGUUGUCCACCUUCAGAUAUGUGAAAUUUUAUUGGUUGCCAUCUGAUCCUCAUUCCUGGAAUGUGUAAAAGGUGUGUGCAUUAAAAACCAAAAUGUUGGCAGCCAAAAUAUAGUAAGAUAGCUGGUGUUCACUCAUAUCCUUAAGAUUAUAAUAACUGUCUCUCCAAAUAACAUUUUAACUGGAUGGGGCAUGAGGUUCGUGCAUGCAUUGUUAUGUGAUGAUACAUUUUGUGCAAACUGAGUGCAAUGUCUUAGUAUAGUGUGUCUAUGUAAUACUAUAUGCAAGAUUCUUCAUAACAUUUCUCCUCCCAAGCUUGUCGUAAACAUUGCUCUGUGUGUUCUGUUGCGGGCCAAAACAUUUCCUCUAGGUUUUUACCAUAAUGGUCACAAUGAAAUAUCUGGCCUGAUAGUAUGUAGAAAUACUAGAAAAGUUGAAAUUUUCUAAAAGGUGUUUAUCACAAUGAUCUCUACUCUGUUAUGCUUGAAAUCUUCUGGGGCCUCUAUAUUCGUCGUUUGGAAAUAUAUUUUCCUGGGCAACAUCGCAUUGCUGUUUGAAAUCAGGGCAGUGAUAGACUUAUGAUUGUUAUCAGCAUUGUCAAGGGUAGAAAGAGAUCCCCCUCGGCCAUGCCCAGUGUCUUUUCAAGCUAAAAUGUGUCUGUAGUCUUUGUACUGUGUAAAUAUCCUGUAUAUUAAAGUAUUUUUAUAUCGUACGAGAUGUGAAGGCACUGAACAAUCAUAAAAUCACUAAGGCUUUUAAAAUUGUUUGCUUUGUAAAACAGAGGAUGUGUUGUAUUUUUCUGUCAAUGGAUUCAUCAUGUCAUGUGAGUGUGCUUCUCUUGAAUACUCUAAAGGUUGGUCAAGUAAUGUUCGGGGUGCCAAGGUAUGAUUUUCCCUGGGAUUCGAGUGACUGCUUUUGUAGAAAAUUGUAAUAUAAAUUGACAGAAGCCUUCAGUUGAUUUUGGAACUAUUAGAAUCGAUUUUGGUUAUAUCAGCAUUGAUUACUGGACGAAUCAUUCUGAAACGUCAUUGUAAAAUAGCCUAAGAUGCCAUUGUAUGGUUUAAACUUGGUAUUGACAAGGUGUGUAUUAUCAUGACUGCAUUUUUACUUUUGGCCGGUAAUGUUUGGCUCAGUUACUUUCAUUUUCCCUUUUCCUUUUGGCUUUUAUGUCUCUUUUAAGGUCAUAGAAAACCUCUGCUGUACAUGUAUCUUUCUAGAAAUGUACAGAUGGUCUCAAUGAACUUGAGAAGGGGUGUAGUUCAUAAGCCCCAUUUGUCUUUUGGUAGCAUUUCAUUAUGGAGCAUUAUAUUGUGUAAUAAUUCUGCCACUCACUUAACUUAUAACUUAAGCCUGUUCAUUCAAGAGAUGUCAUGAAAUUGUGUACAAUGUUGCUAAUCACCCCUUAAAAAGGAAAUGGAAAUGUCUAACCCUUGUUUCUUGCAUUCCAAUUUUCCUUUUAGAGGGGUCUAUUUGUGAUGUAGAUAAUAAAUUAGAAGCACGCCUUCUAAAUUGUAUAUAUUUGUAUGUAGAAGACCCACCUCUGUAAUUUUGACAUGUGUAAUUAUAGUGGUGCUUAAGAUGGACUUCCUUCUAGCAAAUGUUACUUAACGUCCCCAGUACCUGGCCUGUUGAAGCCGGUACUGAUAACUGUGAGUGUUUUUUCAGAGGUUUGCCAGACUUUCUUCAUAUCACUUGAAUGUGAGCUGUUUAAGCGCAGCUGAUAAAAAACCUAGUUCUUCUAAAUUAUUUCAAACCGGGUAAUAUUUGCGACCAUUUUAUUUUCGUGAUUUUCGCAAUUUGAGAGGCAGAUGCAAACUUUUAACUCACUAAAGUGUCAACUCUGAGGCAUUAACUAUUAAAGUUUGGCACCAAGCAUGGAAGUUAGUCUACGCGAAAUAAAAAAUGAGGGACUUUGUGAACUUUUCACUUUGCAAACAUUGUCCGGUUUACAGAACAUUACUAUUUAGGUAACUUAGGGUUGCCUGUAAUCAUCUGCAUUCUCAUGAGAGCUUUAACCAUGGGGGGGAUUAGCUUAGAGUAUGGGCCACUCUGAACGUUUUAUGGGUGAUGUUGAGGUGUGCAUGGCUCAGGGGGCAGUUUUACUCCUCAGAAUUUGUUGAUGACUUUUGGUGACCCAUUGUUUAUCAGCUUUGGUUUAACGCAUGUGUAUUUAUUUUGGCAUGCAUAAUAAUGCUGUGUGAGAUUUUUAUCAAUGUCAAACUGGCAUGGAGCUCUUUUGGUCUGGCACACAUUUCGUACUAUGGUUACAUAUCGACUACUGAACCCUGAGCAGCCUGUAUUUAUUUGACAGUUUGAUGUGGGCUUCUCAUGUCAACGGAGCCGUAGGCAGAAUAGCAGUAAAUGGUUCUGAACUUCAUUCUGAGCUGGUAUAAAGUGUUCUAGAACAAUGGUCUCCGAAGAAAAGUUGUGUUAGGGUUAUUGGGACAUUUGAACUGGCUUGGGGAAAUCUUUUCAAACUGUUGGCAAUGGUCAGUUUGGGUAAAAUCAAGAAUAAAUAAAGUAUUUAUUUACUCUUGGUGAUAUUUACUGUAAUUCUAUUACUUAAUUUCAUGUUGCUUGUAAGAAGCAUGAUUCAUUGCUGGUCAGGAUUUUACUAACCGAACAUACUUAUAUUCCCUGAUAAACAAUAGAUAGGGUGGCAGUUUCUUCAGUAAAGGCGUGCUGUGUUUGGAAUAUAUCAUAUGUAUCAUGUUCUAUAAUCCUCACGAUUGCUCAAUAACAACGGGAGUAGAAUUUAAGACUGAAAGUUUGUGCUUUUAUAUACUGUGUGAUUGUUUCCAUUUUGAAAAGCCUUUUGUCAAAUCUGAAAACAAGUCCAGAGUUAUACGCUAUGUUGGUCUUGGUGCACUUUCCCCUUACAUGUGGACAUGCCAUUCGGGGACAGGGUUUUAAAUUCAUCAUCUUGUUGCUAAGGUUUCUCCCAGUGAUCCCUGUAGUUACUAUUUUGCAAUAAAUUGAAAUCAAUGAAAAA
Molecule: messenger RNA, 6978 nt
Organism: Lineus longissimus
Lineage: Eukaryota; Metazoa; Nemertea; Pilidiophora; Heteronemertea; Lineidae
Product: serine/threonine-protein phosphatase 6 regulatory subunit 3-like
Exons: 27
Coding region: 151-3048 (965 amino acids)
Cellular component (GO): nucleus; cytosol
Molecular function (GO): protein phosphatase binding; protein phosphatase regulator activity
Source: RefSeq, a predicted model, not a curated record